AUGAGCUGCAUGUCAACAGUUGGCUUCGGAAACAUCGCCAGUACAACAGAUAACGAAAAGGUGUUUGGAGUGUGCAUGAUGAUUAUAUCAGCUUUGUUGUACGCUGCCAUCUUCGGUCAUAUGACGACGAUCAUUCAACAAAUGACAUCGGCAACCGUGAGGUACCACGACAUGAUAAGCAACGUUCGAGAGUUCAUCAAACUUCAAGAAGUUCCCAAGGAACUUGCCGAGCGUGUCAUGGACUACGUGGUCUCGACGUGGGCGAUGACGAAAGGCAUCGACACACAGAAG
Cooperia oncophora is the source of this 291-nucleotide messenger RNA. Lineage: Eukaryota; Metazoa; Nematoda; Chromadorea; Rhabditida; Trichostrongylidae. The record is from the annotation of a GenBank genome assembly.